Messenger RNA from Alnus glutinosa, 1702 nucleotides. RefSeq lists its product as uncharacterized. The transcript has a single exon. Lineage: Eukaryota; Viridiplantae; Streptophyta; Magnoliopsida; Fagales; Betulaceae. Gene Ontology annotation, molecular function: protein binding. Bases 199 to 1584 code for a protein of 461 amino acids. The record is from RefSeq and is a predicted model, not a curated record.
AAAGGUAGGUCCCCCGUUCCCAGAUGCUCCCAACCCCGACAAACUCCACAAAAGGACCUUCUUGUGCACGACAACGCCGCUUUCCACCCAGUUUCAUAGCGUGUCCCCUAAAUGGAUUCCAAACCCCAAUCUCCUCAAACCCUAACCCUAUCCCUCUAAAACCCCAGAUCGUUUCCAAACAAAAUUCAAUCCAAUCCAAUGGAAAACUACGCGUACUCGUCCUAUCCGGAUUCCGGAGACUCCUCCCCUCUCUCCCGAGAAAUCGAAUGCGAAAACUCGUCGUGGGACGAGCCGCCGCAACAGGCUUCUUCUUUAAACUACAAAGUGAAAUUCAUGUGCAGUUACGACGGGAAAAUCCAGCCCAAGCCAUACGACAACCAGCUCGCUUACGUUGGCGGCGAGACCAAGAUCCUAUCCGUCGAUCGUACCAUCAAAUUCUCCGCCAUCAAGUCAAAGCUCUCGUCUCUAAUACCUGAUGUUGAUGCUGUUUGCUUCAAGUAUCAGCUUCCAGGUGAAGAUCUUGACGCUUUGAUCUCCGUCACCAACGAUGAGGAUCUCGAGCACAUGAUGUCGGAGUACGACCGCUUGUACCGCGCCUCCGCUAAGCCCGCCAGGCUCAGGUUGUUUCUAUUUCCUUUGUUAAACCCUAAUGCUGCUCCGGAUACGGCUCCGGCCCUGGCGAGCUUCGGCUCUUCGCAGCGGCAGCCGAAAUCGGAGCGCCAGUGGUUCGUCGACGCUUUGAAUUCAGUGCAGAUCGACGGUUCCUCACCGCCGGGGAAUCCGGAUUUUCUCUUUGGAUUGGACAAGGGGUUUCCCCCGACGAAGUUACCGGAAUCGGCUCCCCCGCCAACGGUUACGGACGCGGCGACGAAGGACGUAUCGUUCGGCUCCGAUUGCGGAUCGGAGGAUCGGCACCUGGUUGGCGAACCGGCGAUCUCUCCGACGGAGAUCCAGAGGCAAAUCCAUGAACUGCAAAGAUUGCACAUUGCUCAUAACGUCCACGAGCAGACCGUAUUCCAUAGAAAAAGCGACGAGGGAAACCCUAGGGCAUACGCUGCCGGAGACUUCUACGCACAGAAAGUUCCAGAGAAAAUCACACCGGCGCCCGCGACACAGAUCCCGGUGCCGAUACCAGUGAAUCUUACGGGGAAUUACUUUCCGGAGAGGGUCAUGACCACCGGAGGGGGCUAUCAUCCCGUCUCGGCUACUGGAACGGACCAUCACCAGCCGGUGUAUCUGAUUCCCACACCAACUGGAGUCUAUCAAGCCGUACGACCGAUGACCGGCCCAAUCGGUCAGGCAUACUACGGGGUUCAGAGGAUGGUUCAAGAGGCGUACCGGGAACAGCCGGUAUACAAUGCAGUGCCUCAGCAGCAGCAGCCAAAGGUUGUCGGGGGAGCUUAUAGUACCGAGGGGAAUAGUCAGAUGGUGCAGCAGCCAACCGAGCCCGGGUACACGCAGGUCUAUUACACGACGCAGGGAGGGGUUAUGUCCGGCUAUCAGACGGUCGCGGUUGAUGCUAGACAAGGUGGCGGCGGUUUGAAUCAGGAGGGUAAGGCUAUUGCCAAGACCUCUGCUGUGUGAAUUGUGUUUUGGUUAUUAAUCUAUACUCUAUUAUUAUUAUUGUCGUUAUUGUUAUUAUUCUUUUUCAUAAGUGGAGCUUAAAUAAAAGGAAUUAAGGAUUUAUUUAGGUUUUGGUGAA